Molecule: messenger RNA, 1734 nt
Organism: Rubroshorea leprosula
Lineage: Eukaryota; Viridiplantae; Streptophyta; Magnoliopsida; Malvales; Dipterocarpaceae
Source: the annotation of a GenBank genome assembly
CUUAUGGGGCACUAAGUUGCAACUUUCAUUUUUCCCAGGGAUGCAGUACAUUGGUCUACAAACUUGACACUCCACGUGAGAGUGGUCAAAUGUAAUUGCUCGUGCUCUCAGUUGCCACUGCAACUGUUCGACAUAUUUCCCCAACGAAAAAAUUUUCCUUGAAGUUUUCAAAAAAGAUGAAUCCUAGAGAGAGAAAACCAGAGAGAUACCCGAACCUGUACCCCACCCCUUUCCCGGCUGAUCUCAGGCCACGGAGAAAGGACCUAACCUAUCCAGAGAGUCACCCAGUGAGGGAGAGACCAACCCGAACAACCCGAACAACCCAACCCCAACCAUACCCUCAGAGAAGUACACUGCAGGGACGAGGGAGGACAGAUCGAGAGGACUGGGCGAGAGGACAACGAAGACCUUCUUUCGGUUAUGGAAAGGGUGUGCUGGAAAGAGCUACUCCCUUUUUCUUUACCAACUUUCCGGAGGAUUGGGAGAUGGGAGAUAUGUGGAGAGUGUUCAUCAAGUUUGGGAGAGUGAUUCAAGUGUUCAUAGCAAAGAAAAGGGAUCGAAAAGGCAGACGCUUCGGAUUUGUAAGAUUCUUGGAUCUUAAGGAUACCAAGGCAGUGGAAUAUCAACUGAAUCAGAUUCAGUUUGGGCAACAAACACUACAAGCAAACCUUGCAAGGUUCUCUAUGGACGAUGCCCACAAGAGAAGGGAGGAAAAUAAGGCACACGAGGAUCUGCAUCAAAGGAACAUAGGUGUAAAGGAAGUUCAGAAAGAUAGAUCCCAAUCGUAUGCAGAUGUGGUAAAAUCGAAACAAGGAGGGACAGAAAGAAUGACAAGACCACACUGGGAAUGGAAAUCGUCAAAACAGGAAGGAGCAAAAAAGACAGAAGGCGAACAAUGGUAUGGGAUAGAAGUGAAAGCAGAGGAUGAAGACAUCAGAAGGUUGGAGAACAGCUUUGUCGGACAAUCAAAGUGUCCAGAAAUCAUCAGCACAUUACAAGACAAAUUUGCAAUGGAAGGCUAUUUCUCAGCUAAGAUCACUCCAAUGGGGGGUAACUUGGUUUUGAUAUCAAGUGAGGAUGAAGAGGAACUCAAAUAUCUAGUCAGGGAAGGUCGGGAUUGGCUAUCACAAUGGUUCACAGACAUCAGACCAUGGACGCCAGAGGAGGUUGCAGCUGAGAGAUUUACAUGGCUUAGAUGCCAAGGAGUGCCACUGCACAUUUGGAAGAGUAACUUCUUCGAAACAGUUGCAUGCAUGUUUGGGAAAUUUGUAUCGUUGGAUGGGAGCACAAUCAAAAAGUCCAGGUUAGAUGUAGCAAAAGUGUUGAUUCUAACACCGCUGCAGGAAAACAUCAACAAGACUUUGAAGAUUAAAGUAAAAAAUCGAUUCUUUCAAGUUAGAAUCAGUGAGGAAGUAGGAGUGGAUAAUAUAUUUACACUUCAAUCAGACUUCAAUCUCUGUAGAAAUGAUGAUUCCACUUCAGAAUCCUGGUCUGAGGGAUCAAACUGGGGUGUGGUAGAAGAGGAAGAAAGCUGGGAUGACUGGGAAGUAGCCAUCGAAAAGGCGGGAACAGAAAAGAAUAACAGUGUUGAGCCAAGUCGGCCGGCGGAGCACACACCGGAAGAGGAGAAAUUUGAAAAAGUCUCAGAGACUGCAAUGGAUAACUGAGCCAAAUUUAAGAAGGAAACAGAACCAGCAAACGACAGAGGAGGUGGAAGAAAACACAUCCCACGUG